Spizellomyces punctatus DAOM BR117 is the source of this 1829-nucleotide messenger RNA. RefSeq lists its product as uncharacterized. Gene Ontology annotation, cellular component: cytoplasm; nucleoplasm. The transcript is spliced from 2 exons. The coding region runs from base 164 to 1552 and encodes 462 amino acids. NCBI's taxonomy places the organism in Eukaryota, Fungi, Chytridiomycota, Chytridiomycetes, Spizellomycetales, Spizellomycetaceae. The record is from RefSeq and is a predicted model, not a curated record.
UAAUAAUAUCCCAAUUGUAUGGAAAUUCCGGGGAUGCUCAUGCCAUAACUUUUUAAAAAUGACAUUUGAGAUGAGUUUAUGCUGUCAGGGCCCCUUUUGACAAAAGCUGAAUUCAUCUGGUCGAUUGGACAACGUACAGAAAGUGCAGAUCGCCCCCCAAAGGAUGGAUUCAUCAUCACCACCAGCCACUGAACCUCCACUGCAGCAACAAACAAGAGCAACCCGUUUCCUAAUAUUCCUUACGACAACGACAACUACGAUGGCCCGCAUCUGGUUGGCGUUUGUCGUGGCUUUCUUGAUUUUCAUGGCGAUUCACCCCAAGCCCGGCAUACUUCCCAAAAAAUCUGAUUCAGUCGCAUUAUCUUCCGACGACGAGGCAGUCAACAUUCAUAUAUUGAGCGCUGGGGAUCGAGGUGCGGUCGUGGGUAUCCCAGCAUUGUUUGGUGCACCGAUACAAAAGCCAGCAAAAGUGCGAAUCCUGAUUCUCGAAAACGAAACUGGAUGUAGACCGUUCAAAAAGCCGCUUCUUCUUGCGAAUCAGCAAACCGACGAUGCGUACAUUCUUCUUCCACGCGGACACUGUCCGUUUGAUGUCAAAAUACUCAACGCCCAGCGCGCUGGAUUCAAAGGUGGCAUCAUCUACAAUAUCGCAACGUCGCCUUACUAUGAUCACCCUGUGCGUAUGUCAGCUGUCGAUGCAACGGACGCUGAAGUGCAGAUUGCCGCGCUCUUUGUUACAGAUUUCGAUGGACAGAUUUUGAAAGAGAGCGCUCAAUGGGGGCAAGGUGUAGGCGUAGUUAGAGCCUUGAUCAAGUCUGCAAAUGAGAAGCUAGAUUCAGAUCAGUUACCAUCAGGACAACGGAAAUAUCCUCACGUUAUUGACCCGGAUCAAGCGUGGGACGGCGUCUUCACGGGCAUUUGGGGUGACGCCUUGGUGUCCGCCUUGUGUUUUUUCCUCGGUGCACUAGGAGCGAUGGCCGUAGGAGCGGCGUUGGUUCUGCUUCACAACAGAAUAUUUGGUCCCAUUCCUUUGCAGUCACCACGACCAGGGACAUCAGCAAUGAUCAAGAUCAUAGUAGGUGAGGAUGGUGAAAUGCAGGUUGAGAGGGUCAGAUUGCGACUGCGAACGGUAACGCAGGAAGAUUUGGAUGGAUUGGAAUUGAAAUUCGGAAAGACUGAGGAGAAGGAUGGAAAAGGAUUCUCGACGGAUUGUUGUGCUAUCUGCAUUGAUGAGUUCAAGAUUGGAUGUAAAGUGAGGGAACUGCCUUGCCGACAUGUGUUUCAUCAAAGCUGCAUUGACCCGUGGCUCCUUAAUCAUGCUCUCGUCUGUCCCACCUGCAAACGUGAGAUAAUUCCUCAGCUUUCAAUAGCCAGCCCAUCAGCCGUCUCCAUCAAUGUGAACGACCAUAGUCCGUUGCUGGACGCGCAUUCAGGGUCUUCACUGCCGGCUGCUGCCGUGCAAAACGUCAUUGCCUAUUUUGGGUCCUUUUUUGGAACUCGAAACAGCUCAGAGCCUGUUGAGGAGGUUCUUGGUAUGGACGGGUUAUUUUAGGUGAUAGCAGUUUGCUGUGUCUGCGUUCGAGAUUCUUGUCAGUUAUAGUGGGAAACUGGGAGCUAAAUGUGUGCUCGCAAAUUCACAUCGCUACUAAGGGUGUGACUUAGAGUCAUAUAGUUCGUAGUAGAUGGAGGAUGGAAGUUUCGUAGACAGAAAACUGUAUUCAUAAAUACGUUGGGUUCCUAUUCAGAAUCGCUGAUGCUUAAGAGGAGAUUUUCUUUCUGCUUUGGAGCUCAAAAGUCUACCGAAAUGGAGGAUACAUGUAUCUAAAAAC